Molecule: messenger RNA, 1134 nt
Organism: Boleophthalmus pectinirostris (great blue-spotted mudskipper)
Lineage: Eukaryota; Metazoa; Chordata; Actinopteri; Gobiiformes; Gobiidae
Product: inward rectifier potassium channel 16-like
Exons: 1
Coding region: 1-1134 (377 amino acids)
Biological process (GO): potassium ion import across plasma membrane; regulation of monoatomic ion transmembrane transport
Cellular component (GO): plasma membrane
Molecular function (GO): inward rectifier potassium channel activity
Source: RefSeq, a predicted model, not a curated record
AUGCAGCCACUCAGAGAGGAAGCAGUCAUUGAAACAUCCUACACCAAACUGCACUAUCUGGGAAAACUCCGAAACAAGCAAAAGCCUUUACGCUACAUGCAAAAGGAUGGAAGGUUCCCUGUGGACUUCCAAACUUCACUCAAGGGCUGGUGUCCAUAUCUCACAGACAUUUUCACCACUUUGGUUGAGUGUCGCUGGAGGGGGAUGUUCCUUAUGUUUUCCUUGUCCUACAUCCUCUCUUGGCUGUUCUUCGGGCUCUGCUAUUGGCUCAUUGCUCAUGUGAAUGGAGAUGCCACCAAAGGAGAUGACGAUCUGUGUGUGUACAAUGUCCGAGGAUUCACUUCUGCCUUUUUGUUCUCAAUGGAGACCCAGGCCACAAUCGGCUACGGCUUUAGAGGUAUGUCUGAAAACUGUAUAGUGGCUAUUAUAGUGGUCACAAUACAGGAUGUUUUCAGCUGCCUUUUGGAUACCAUCAUCAUUGGUAUCAUCGUUGCAAAAAUGGCUUCAGCACGCAAGAGGGCUCAGACUGUACGUUUCAGCAGCUGUGCAGUGGUCAACUUAAGAAAUGGGGUGUUUUGUCUGUCAUGGCGGCUUGGAGACUUCAGAGGAAAUCACAUAGUGGACGGAGUUGUUAAAGCACAGUUGGUCCGCCAUGUUAAACAACCAAUGGCGGGCUCAUUGAGGAUGGUGUACCAGAACAUUGAAGUAGAGGAAAAAGAGGUGGUUCUGGUUACUCCUGCUACAAUCAUUCACAAAAUUGAUCAUAACAGUCCACUUUAUAGUUUGAGGAAAGAUGAUCUCCAUGAGGAAGCCUUUGAAAUAGUGGUUUGUUUCACGUACACAGGCGACUCCACUGGUAUGCUCCAUCAAACAAGGACGUCCUACACACCUUCAGACAUCCGCUGGGGACAGAGGUUCCAGGAAAUGCUCAAACUAGGAAAAAAGCAUUACAAUGUGGACUACGCACGGUUCAAUGAGACAACAUGGGUCCCAGUACCCAUGAUCAGCGCAGAGGAGUAUGACAGAGGAAGGCCUUCACUGAACAACAACCAAUCACGGCAGCAACUAAAAGCAAUGACAAGUUCAACCAGUCCUGAUAUUAUUGAAGAAGUUGUGCAGCAGACCUUUUUGUAG